AUGGCCGAGGCGUCUCGGUGGCACCGGGGAGGGACUUCAAAACCUAAGCUGCAUUACAGAAGGGAAGUAGAAAUUAGAACUACACCUCAGGAAUUGUUGCUGUACUUCAUUUUUUUAAUAAACCUAUGUAUAUUGACUUUCGGGAUGGUAAACCCACAUAUGUAUUACUUAAACAAAGUUAUGGCCUCUCUAUUUUUGGACACUUCUGUGCCUGAUGAGGAAAGAAUUAACUUUAAAUCUAUUCGAAGCAUAACUGAUUUUUGGAAGUUUAUGGAAGGACCACUUUUGGAAGGUUUGUACUGGGACUCAUGGUACAAUAAGCAGCAGUUGUACAAUUUGAAGAACACUAGUCGCAUCUACUAUGAGAAUGUUCUUCUGGGAGUCCCCAGAGUCCGGCAGCUGAAAGUCCGCAACAAUACAUGCAAGGUCUAUUCAUCCUUUCAAUCUUUGAUGAGUGAAUGUUAUGACAAAUACACUCCUGAAAAUGAAGACCUGUCUGAUUUUGGCCUUCAACAUGAUACUGAAUGGAAAUACUCUUCUCAUAAUACCAAUACCCCUUGGCACUGGGGAUUUGUUGGUGUUUACCGAAGUGGAGGGUAUAUUUUCACCUUAUCAAAAUCAAAAUCUCAAACCAAAACCAAGUUCGCGGACCUCCAACUGAACAGCUGGAUCACAAGAGGGACCAGGGUUGUCUUUAUUGAUUUUUCAUUAUACAAUGCUAAUGUAAAUUUGUUUUGCAUCAUCAGAUUGGUAGCUGAAUUCCCUGCAACUGGAGGAAUAAUUACUUCGUGGCAGUUUUACUCUGUGAAGCUCCUCAGAUAUGUUAGCUACUAUGAUUAUUUUAUUGCUUCCUGUGAAAUCAUUUUUUGCAUUUUUCUUUUUGUUUUCACAAUACAAGAGCUCAAGAAAGUGAAUGAAUUUAGGUCUGCCUAUUUCAAAAGUAUUUGGAAUUGGCUAGAAUUGCUACUUUUAUUGUUGUGUUUUGUGGCUAUUUCCUUCUACAUAUACUGUAAUUUGCAAAAUUUUAUCUUCCUUGGACAACUGUUAAAAAGUACUGAGAAAUAUCCAGAUUUCUAUUUGCUUGCAUACUGGCAAAUUUAUUACAAUAAUAUACUUGCUGUUACUAUCUUCUUUGCAUGGAUAAAGAUUUUCAAAUUCAUAAGCUUUAAUAAGACGAUGUCUCAGCUAUCAUCAACCUUGUCCCGCUGUAUGAAAGACAUAGUAGGAUUUGCCAUCAUGUUUUUCAUAAUAUUCUUUGCUUAUGCCCAGUUAGGAUUUCUUGUCUUUGGGUCACAAGUUGAUGACUUUUCCACUUUUCAGAAUUCCAUAUUUACACAAUUUCGAAUUGUUCUUGGAGAUUUUAAUUUCGCUGGCAUCCAGCAAGCCAAUUGGAUUUUGGGACCUAUUUACUUCAUCACUUUCAUCUUUUUUGUAUUCUUUGUCCUGCUGAACAUGUUCUUGGCAAUAAUUAAUGAUACCUAUUCUGAAGUGAAAGCUGAUUAUUCCAUAGGCAGAAGACCAGAUUUUGAACUUGGUAAAAUGAUUAAAAAGAGUUACCAUAAUGCUCUUGAAAAACUCAGACUGAAGAAAGCUGAAAAAGAGAAAAGCAAGAAAAUAGGCAAAACCAGUGAUUUGGCUGAGCAAGCCAGAAGAGAAGGCUUUGAUGAAAAUGAGAUUCAAAGGGCAGAGCAGAUGAAAAAGUGGAAAGAAAGACUUGAGAAAAAGUAUUAUUCUGCAGAACUUCAAGAUGACUACCAGCCUGUCACUCAACAAGAAUUUAGAGAACUCUUUUUAUAUGCUGUGGAGCUGGAGAAGGAAUUACACUACAUCAGUUUAAAACUAAACCAAGUGAUGUGAAAACUUUCAGCUCUACAAUAUUGAGACUA
Jaculus jaculus (lesser Egyptian jerboa) is the source of this 1886-nucleotide messenger RNA. It is a transcript of the gene Pkd2l2, whose product is annotated as polycystin 2 like 2, transient receptor potential cation channel. The coding region runs from base 1 to 1857 and encodes 618 amino acids. The transcript is spliced from 14 exons. The record is from RefSeq and is a predicted model, not a curated record. Lineage: Eukaryota; Metazoa; Chordata; Mammalia; Rodentia; Dipodidae. Gene Ontology annotation, molecular function: calcium ion binding; calcium channel activity. Gene Ontology annotation, cellular component: membrane. Gene Ontology annotation, biological process: detection of mechanical stimulus.